Messenger RNA from Dicentrarchus labrax (European seabass), 5944 nucleotides. Its product is annotated as AP2-associated protein kinase 1. Gene Ontology annotation, biological process: protein phosphorylation. Gene Ontology annotation, molecular function: ATP binding; protein kinase activity. The transcript has 20 exons. The record is from RefSeq and is a predicted model, not a curated record. Lineage: Eukaryota; Metazoa; Chordata; Actinopteri; Moronidae. Bases 716 to 4096 code for a protein of 1126 amino acids.
ACAACAAGAGAAGUCCAGCAGGACAGAGUCCGCAGAGAGACCCUUCCCACUUAGCAUCCACUGUGUUUGUAGCUACGUUAGCUCUGGCAUUAAGUUAGUUGACCAGCCUUCAGCCGGCUGGACGCACAAAAGCAGUGGAGAUUUUUUUUUUUUUUAAUAACUACCAUACAGACGAGUAGAGCAGCAGGUGAACUGAGUAAGAUUUCGGGUGGACGAUAUAUCGGUGGAGAUGUGUAAUAAGCUGCAUUGGACACUAAGGACUUACCUGGCUGCCGGUCCAUCAACUGACAGCUGUCACCGCACCUAGAUGCUUGAGCUAGCUGGCUAGGUGAGCUAACGGCUAACAAGUGUGUUUUUUCGGGCUAAUUCAGCCAGCCAGUGCUGCCGCUCCCGGUUCAGACUGGAAAGCGGCGACUUCCGCAUGAAGCUUGUAUCUUAUUGUUUUAUCAACAAUAUUUUGACUCCGGCUGCUGUUCAAACUAUGAGUUAACUAACAGUUGUCCGGAGAGUGUCGGACAGCAGUGUUCAGGGGGGUUAUUUUGAGGUUCGGCUAGUUAGCUAACAUUUAGCUCGAAGCUAGCUCAUUCAAUUAUUGAAAAAUUGCUAAAGCGUUAACGCCAGCACCUCAACGACCAGCGGCGGGGUUCACCCACCUGUUGUUAACGAUAUUAAUACAUUUUGGACUUGAUUCGUGCUUUGGAUAACCUCUGGGGAGAUGAAGAAAUUUUUUGAUUCUCGCCGGGAGUUGGUGAGCUCUGGGCCUGGAUCCGGAGCCGGUGGAGGAGGCGCUGGUUCCGGCGGCGGUGGCAGCUUCAUCGGACGGGUCUUUACCAUUGGACGAUAUCAAGUGACCGUCGAGGAAAUUGUCGCUGAAGGAGGUUUUGCCAUAGUUUUUUUGGUGCGGACUCAUCAGGGCCUACGUUGUGCACUAAAAAGGAUGUAUGUCAACAAUGAACACGAUCUGCAAGUCUGCAACCUUGAGAUACAGAUUAUGAGGGACCUAGUGGGCAACAAAAACAUAGUUGGUUUCCUGGACUCCAGCAUAACUGCAGUUGGAGCUGGCGAUGUGUGGGAAGUCCUAAUCUUAAUGGACUUCUGUCGAGGUGGGCAGGUGGUUAACCUAAUGAACCAGCGGUUACAGACGGGCUUCACUGAAGCCGAGGUGUUACAGAUCUUUUGUGACACGUGUGAGGCGGUUGCUCGUCUCCACCAGUGCAAGACUCCAAUCGUCCAUCGAGAUCUCAAGGUGGAAAAUAUUCUUCUGCAUGACCGGGGACACUAUGUGCUUUGUGAUUUUGGAAGUGCCACCAACCGCUUCCAAAACCCUCAGACAGAGGGGGUGCCAGUCGUGGAGGAGGAAAUCAAAAAGUACACUACUCUGUCAUACCGCGCUCCAGAGAUGGUCAACCUCUAUGGUGGGAAGAUCAUCACAACAAAGGCAGACAUUUGGGCCAUGGGUUGUCUACUUUAUAAGCUGUGCUACUUCACACUUCCUUUUGGGGAGAGCCAAGUAGCUAUCUGUGAUGGGAGUUUUACUAUCCCAGACAACUCCCGCUACUCCCAGGACAUGCACUGUCUCAUCAGAUACAUGCUGGAACCUGACCCAGAUAAGAGACCAGACAUCUACCAAAUAUCCUACUUCGCCUUUAAACUUGCCCGACGAGAGUGUUCAGUUCCAAAUGUGCAUAAUUCACCUAUUCCUGCAAAACUUCCUGAGCCUAUCAGAGCCAGUGAAGCUGUGGCCAAAAAGAGUCAAACCAAAGCCAGGCUCACAGACCCCAUUCCUACCAUGGAAACCUCAAUUGCACCUCGGCAACGACCCAAGGCUGGCCAGGCUCAGCCUCAGCCGAUAUCAGGCAUUCUUCCCAUCCAGCCAGCUCUCACCCCGCGCAAGAGACCCAAUGUGGCUGCUGGAGCACCCCAGGCCAUAGGUGUUUGCAUGAAUGUCCCACCAACAGCUGCAGCUGCUGUCCAACCUGCUCAACAGGCUCCUGCACAGCCAGUUCAGACUGCCAACAUGCAGCCGCAGGCUACACCGCAGCAUCAGCAGCUCCUCAUGAAGCAGCAGCAAGUCGCUGCCUUCUUAAGCCCGCAGAGUAACCAGCAGCAUCAACUGGUGCAGAGCCUCCAGCAACAGAAACAGCAAACAGCAUCUCACCCGUCUUCCCUGCUGCAGUCCAAAGCUAAGCCUGUUCCUCCAGUUGUUGCCCUGCAACUGCAACACCACCAGCAGCAACAGCAUGUAACCUCUGUCCAUGAAACAGCAGCUUCUCAUCUGACCCCCAUCCCUGAAUCUGCAGUCGUUGGUACUGCAGCUGCCCCAGAGAUCGUGACGGCUGGCAGAGUGAUUCACAAAGUCGGCUCAUUGACACCCCCCUCGUCGCCAAAGAUGGCCCCUAAGAGCGGCCACAGACGCAUCCUGAGCGAUGUCACUCACAGUGCCGUGUUUGGGGUCCCAGUCAGCAAGUCCACCCAGCUACUCCAGGCAGCCGCAGCUGAGGCCAGCCUCAACAAGUCCAAAUCAGCCAGCACUACUCCUUCUGGUUCCCCCUGCUCGUCCCAACAGAGUGUGUAUCAUCCAGGUGAUAGUGAUGUCCAAGCAGCCUUUACUGCACCCAACCCGCAGCCCAGCUGGAACCCAUUUGGGGAUGAUAACUUCUCCAAGCUAACAGCGGAGGAGCUGCUUAACAAAGACUUUGCAAAGCUAGCUGAGACUGCUGCACCAGGAGAGAAGGCCACAGGCUCCAGUGAAAAUCUCAUUCCAGGCCUCAAUGCUUUUCCAGAGAAGCUGAUUGAGGGACUGAAGUCCCCUGAAAUUUCUCUGCUGCUCCCUGACCUCUUAACCCUGGCUGACCCCUUCAAUAGUUCGGCAGAGAGCUCCACCAAUGUGAAGGCAGAGGUGUGUGUGGAUUCACUGAUUCCUGGUUUGGGAGCCCCCCAGGCCCAGCGACAUUCAGGCCAGCCAGAGCUCAUCCCGGCCAGCAUGCCAGACUCUCUCACUGGGGAGGACUCCCUGCUGGGUUGCGAUCUGUUAUCUCAUACUUCACCUCAUGGAAACCAGUCUGUUUCUGCUCUCCCUUCCUCCUCCUGCUCUUCUGCUCCUCCUGGCUCCGGCUCUGGAUCCUGUCUGGAGGAGCUACCGCCGGGUCAGACAGCUUCUGACUCUGCUUUCCUCAUGUCGUGUGGGGAGAAAGGCAAUGAUGACGAGUUUGACCCUAUUCCCGUGCUCAUCUCCAAAAACUCAAAUCAAGAUGUGCAAGGGGAGAGUAAUGGCUACUCUGUGCUUGGUGAGGGACAAGAGACUGAACCUCCAGAAGAAUCUCAAAUAAACGAGGGAUGUGUGCACUCCAGCGAUGAAGAUGAGGAGAAAGAAGCCUGUAAGGAAGAGCAGCAGGAGGAAGGAGUCAUUGAGAGUCAUGAAGCAGCCCAUGACUGCAGUGGCUCCAGACCUCUGCUGCUGGACUCUGAAGAUGAGGAAGAACCAGGACCUCAGUUAGCCCUCCUCCCAUCAUCGCAGUCCAACACAGCACCAACACAACCAUCUACUACCUUCCAUCAACCUACACCGAGCACAUUUGCUCAGAAUCAUUCCCAGCAUGUACACGAGCCAGCAAAGGGGGCAGAAGUCCCCACAGAUGUUUUCUCUCAAGCCCUCUUUCAGAUUAAGCAAGAAGAAGCAUGCGAUGUGUUCGCCAAUGCUCCGUUUCCGCGUCCCGCCCUUUCGGCUCAGCAGCAGCUCGAUGUGUUCUCUCAGGCUCCCUUCGGAAAACGAAAGGAAGCUACAGGAGCUCACCCCAAGACCUCAUAUCCUCAUGCAGCUGGAGCUCAAGGUGUAUCCCCUGAUCAAGGUGUGUUGGGACAAGUCGCCCAACAACCGUUCCGUCCUCAAGCUCUGGCCAAAUAUUCCCGACACUUUGAGGGACCUGUGCCGCAGCAGCCAGUAGCAGCUCAUAAAGUAGUGUCUAACGUGAGCAGGCAAGCCGCUGUGGCGUCAGUCCCUGUUGGACCUCUUCACUCAUGGACCUCAGACGUGAGCACUGUAGACCCUUUCGUCUCUGCACCCUUUCACCUCAAGGCCCCGCAAGAAAAGCCCUGAACGCACACUCAGAGAGGUCAGAGCAGUGGGUAUCGGCGCCACUUAAUUAUGCAAACUCUAACAGGCGUACUGCAUGCUGUCACCAGCGCUGCAGCUGGACUGCAGGCCUGCAUGGAUCUCAUUCUUAACUGGCUCCAAUUAGUUCUGAUAGUGCUAGGUCAUCUUCACACUUGAAUGCUCCAUUAGAGUAAGAAAACUGACAUCAUUCCCAGAUUCCGAGUCACUUUUUUGUUUUUUUCUGUCACAUCCGUUUACCUUUUGAAUUGUCCUUAAUCCUUUUGGUACGUACAUUUACACAAAGACAAUGUGGUGGACAGGCAUUUGAUUGUUUUCCUGCCUACCUCAGUUACCUUUUGUGUCAGCUAAAUACCACACAGUGAGGGAGUGGAGAUUGUCUGCCGCUUUCCUGUAUAUUUGAGCUUUACUGUGAAAUUAUGAUCUGAUAACGCCUCACUCCUCCAUCGCAUAAUCAGCCUAGUUCUCAGAUAGGAUGGAUUCAGCUUGAAUCACAAGAUCAUGACUUCACAGAAGCUUGGAAGAGGAAACGACACUGUAAAGCACUGAGUGAGUGAAACACAUCCGCAGUCUCUCAACACUAUAUUUGAUUGAGAUUUUUGCGACAAGAUGUUUCAGUGGAAUUUAUCUGUAAUGACUCAAAACAAUAAAUCUUUGAACGGCCUUACAGUUAUGCCGUCAAAUUUAAAAGAUUUGUUUGUUAUGAAGCAGAUGCUGGAUAAUGACAUUUCAAAGAUAACAUUUGUUGAUAUGAAACUUUUUUUUGUUCCAAGUUGUUUGCAUUUUUGUCAUGUGUGUUAUGUUUGUGGUCACUGUCCUGUCUGAUGAAAUUGGAAUAUCAGUGUUUAUUCCAUGUAACGUACGAGCCGUAUAUAAAUGGUAGGCAUAGAAAACGCAUUAUAGUAGUUCUUAUGUUAUAUACGAUGUGGAAGAUUUACUUUUGUUUGUUACUUUACAAGAUGAUAUCGCUGAAGCCUUACACUCUUACAGUACUUCCCUCCUACCACAUCAGACAGCACAAAUCACUUUUGCCUUUUGUGCCCUCUUUAAAAAGAAAAAAACUGCUGCAUUUACAUCGUUUUAUUGCACUUGCAUUCACCACCAAAUACUUGCGUACAUUCAUGUACAACUUCUUUAUUGACUUUCAUUCAACUCCAUCAUAGACAUCUCUGUAAACUCCAUAUGUGUACUGUGAUUCACACUUAGAACAAAUAAAAAUGUAAACUGCAACUUAAAAAAAAAUGCUUUCCUGCAGUCACACAAAUAUCUACAGCACUUAUGCUAAGCAGUUCCAGUCAGGGAUUGUAACAGUAGUAUCGUGUAAGUGAAAUCUUGAAUGGUGACCGAUUGAUGACAUUCCUUUUUGAAUUUAUUUCCAUCGCCAUUUGGGAAUAUUUUAUUGUCUUUGUGCUUUGUAAAAUCAUGGAACACUUUUUGGUUCCCACCAUGGCACUUUUAAGAAAAGGGGAUCCAACCUGUUUCAACCCAAAGUUUAAUUCAUGUUUUCCUCUGUUGCAAUGUAAAGUCCUCCGUUUUCUUUUCUUUUUGAAGUGUACAAUCUUUUUUUUUUUUUUUUAAAUUCUCACUUUUCUCACCCAACUUGUAUACAUGAAGGUUGCACAUAGUCAUUGACACAGAGUCAGGGUUCCCUAAGAAUGUGUUUUGACAGCUGUAAAAUGUAUUUCGAACAGUGUUGUAUUGGAAGUCUUUGGAGAAUUCGACAUGUUGGACAAAAAAAAGCACUCGAAAUACUUGUUAUGCUGCACAGCCUGCCUUUGAAAACUAUGUUGUAAGUCGUAAAAAAAACAAACUAUUAAAUGAAUGUAAAUCAAA